Messenger RNA from Xiphias gladius (swordfish), 3391 nucleotides. RefSeq names its product endoplasmic reticulum aminopeptidase 2 (gene erap2). Bases 219 to 3047 code for a protein of 942 amino acids. Gene Ontology annotation, molecular function: metalloaminopeptidase activity; zinc ion binding; peptide binding. Gene Ontology annotation, cellular component: cytoplasm. The record is from RefSeq and is a predicted model, not a curated record. Gene Ontology annotation, biological process: proteolysis; peptide catabolic process. NCBI's taxonomy places the organism in Eukaryota, Metazoa, Chordata, Actinopteri, Istiophoriformes, Xiphiidae. The transcript has 21 exons.
ACUCAACAGCAGGAACCUGAGCGGAGGAUGAUGAGGCUAAAAUGACCGAGGUUUAAGAGGAAGUCCUGAGAACUUGCCGGAUGUUGUUGCUCCAGCCAUAUCAUUGUCCAACAUUCAUAUCAGGUGGUCCUUAGAUUUCAAUACUACCUGUCAGCCUGUCACAUGGGCUAGCCUUUUUUUUUUUUUUAAAUCAGGGGUUGAAGGACAUUUCCUCUACAAUGGUCUUGGUGAAGCUGUUAGCGCUGUCUCUAUUUCACAUGUCUCUGGUUGAGUGUCAGGCCACUCAGAGUUCACAUCAGGCAUCAAGCCUUGCAGGAGAACAAUCUCCUUUGGGUACGGGUAAUCUGUCCUUCCCCUGGAACAGUCUUCGUUUGCCAAGGUAUGUCAUUCCUCUUCACUACCGUCUCCUCCUGCACCCCAACCUCACAAAUCUCAGUUUCACUGGCUCAGUGCAGAUCCAGAUUGAUGUCCAGAACAACACAAACUGGGUUGUACUACACAGCAUUGGCCUACAGAUCUCCAAAGCCACCAUAUUGAACCAGAACCUCACUCAUCUGUCUGACCAGGUUCUCCCAGUUCUUCAUAAGCCUUCGCAUGAGCAGAUCGGCAUUUUCUCUCCCAAGGUGCUCAGCAGUGGGCAUAAGUACUUUCUUUAUGCUGAGUUCGGUGCAGAGCUAGCAGAGGGCUUCUACGGCUUCUAUAAGAGCACCUACAAAACCAGCACAGGAGAGACCAGGAACUUAGCUUCAACUCACUUCGAGCCCACCAGUGCGCGGAUGGCAUUCCCUUGUUUUGAUGAGCCAAUAUUCAAAGCCAACUUCUCUGUACGGAUAAGGAGGAGCCCAGAGUACAUUUCUCUCUCCAACAUGCCCAUAGUCAGGACGGUUGAGGUAAAUGAUGACCUGCUUGAGGACCAGUUUGCUGCAAGUGUAAAGAUGAGCACAUACCUUGUAGCGUUUGUCGUCUGUGAUUUCAGAUCUGUCACUGCAACAACAUCAUCUGGAGUGCAGGUAUCCAUUUAUGCCGCCCCUGAGAAGCGGCUUCAGACCCACUAUGCCCUGGAGGUUGCUGUCAAAAUGCUGGACUUCUACGAGGAGUACUUCAACAUCCGCUAUCCUCUACCCAAACAAGAUCUGAUAGCCAUCCCAGACUUCCAGUCCGGUGCGAUGGAAAACUGGGGUCUGACCACCUACAGAGAGACCAGCCUACUCUUUGACCCCCUCACAUCCUCUGUUUCUGAUAAACUCUGGGUCACUAUGGUUAUCGGCCAUGAGCUUGCCCAUCAGUGGUUUGGUAACUUGGUGACCAUGGAGUGGUGGAAUGAUAUCUGGCUGAAUGAAGGAUUUGCCAGAUACAUGGAGUACAUUUCAGUAGAGGCCACCUACCCUGACCUCAAAGUGGAGGAAUAUCUACUGUACACCUGCUUUGCAGCUGUUGGUCAUGAUUCGCUUAACUCCUCUCGCCCAAUAUCCAGUCCGGCAGAGAACCCCACACAGAUCAAAGGGAUGUUUGACACAGUCUCCUAUGACAAAGGAGCAUGUGUCCUGCAUAUGCUGCGACACUUUCUGACGGAUGAUGUGUUUCAGAGUGGGAUAGUGCGAUAUCUCCGAAAAUACAGCUACAAAAAUGCACACAACCAGGACCUGUGGGACACUCUAGCCAAUACAUGCUCAGAGGACGACUUCAUCUCAGCAAAGUACUGUUACAGCAGUAGCCAGGCCGCCAAGAAUACAUACCUGUUUGCAGGGGAACAUCUGGAUCUGACAGCCAUGAUGAACACUUGGACUCUGCAGAAAGGUAUUCCUCUGGUAACUGUAACAAGGGAGGGGCCUCGACUGCUGCUUAGACAGGACAGGUUCCUGAGGACAGCCCUGCCUUCUGACCCUCUCUGGCCCACAUUGCAGAAGGGUUUCCUUUGGCAUAUCCCUCUGACAUACAAGACAGAUGCUUCCAGCACCAUUCAUAGACAUCUGAUGACAACACACACAGACAGUAUACACAUAGGAGAGGAAGUCAGCUGGGUGAAGGUAAACACUGACAUGACUGGCUAUUAUGUGGUUAAUUACGAGGACGGUGGUUGGGACGACAUGACCAAAGUGCUGAGGGAAAACCACACUGCUCUGAGCUACAAAGACAGGACUCAUUUGAUACACAAUGUGUUUCAAUUGGUCACGGCAGGUCACCUGCCGAUCAAUAAAGCCUUAGACCUGAUUGGUUAUCUGCAAUCGGAGACACACACAGUGCCUCUCCUCCAAGGACUGGGCUAUCUGGAGGCCUUUUACCGGAUGAUUGAGAAAAAGAAUGAGCUUGAGCUAACACAAAACCUGGGUAUGUACAUCCUGCGAUUUUUCCGUGCUCUCAUCGACCAGCAGACGUGGAACGACAGCGGCUCGGUGUCAGAGCGACGGCUGAGGUCAGAGGUCCUCUCUCUGGCUUGUCACCUGGAUCACCCUCCCUGUCUGGAGGAGGCACAUAAGAGCUUCAAAGACUGGCUUCAAUCCAAUGGAACACUCAACUUACCCACGGACGUCUUAGAGACAGUGUAUUCAGUUGGAGCUCAGGAUGACCACGGUUGGGCAUCGCUCUUACACACAUACAACACCUCCCUCUCUGCAGCACAAAAACACAAAAUCCUGUUUGCCCUGACCUGCAGCAGAGACACCAGCAAACUGGAAAGACUGCUGGAGCUGGGUCUGGAAGGUAGGGAGAUUCGAUCGCAGGACCUGUCUCAGCUCAUCUUGAUGGUGGCCAGGAACCCGCGGGGACAUCACCUGGCCUGGAACUUUGUCAAAAAGAACUGGGACACACUGAUUAAAAAGUUCCAGUUGGGCUCAUUUUGUAUUAGAAACAUCAUCGUUGGCACCACAGGCCAGUUUUCCUCUCCAGAGGAACUCACUGAAGUGCAGUUGUUCUUUGAGUCCAUCAAAGAACAGGCAUCUCAGCUGAGAGCCACUCAGGUUGCCCUAGACAACGUGCGGAAAAACGUUCGCUGGAUUCAGAUGAACCUAGAGACUCUGAGAAACUGGCUGAAUGAGCAAAUGAAGUGAGACACAGCAGAAAGACAGUUUGUGGUUGAAACAUACCACAGAGGGGAUAGAAGGUUUUUUUGAAUUUCUAUGCACGUUUUUAUUUGGAAAUUGUAAUGUGCUUGACUUCACUGGAGAGUUUACAGUUUUGUAUAUAAAAAAGCGUUUUGUGAAGUUUCAGGGGACUUAUUUGUUAGAACACAAAUGCAAUUAGUAGAUCUCGCAGCUGAGCAGUGGUAGUGUGUGUGAAUACCCCUAUGAAUAUUGUGUUGUCAGUGUGAGAGAUGGACAGAGAGAGAGAGAGAUCCAUUCAACAGAAAAAAAACAAAUGCUCUGUAAAUUGAUUCUUUACCAAAUACACCAUA